GUGACGUCAGUGAGCGGAGCCGUGCUGCAAGUCUGACUGUUUGUGCUGAAUACGGGCGGAAUAACUGUGGCAUGUCGCGGGAAAAGAUUAUUAGAGAUGCCCUAACAAGCUUCAUCCAGUCCUAUAUUCCAGAUGCUGAUCUCAGUUCCAUGGAUGAAGUGUUCGUCUCAUAUGUAACUGGGGUAUUAGAAGAGCUGGGAACUCAAGAGACGUCAGAAGAUGAUUUUGAUAUGGAAACAUUCCUAGAAAUGUUGGAGGGUUACAUUCCAGGGUUUGCAGAAAUUGGAAGCGAUAACGUUUUUGAAAUGAUGUUUGAACUGUCUGGUCAACUAAGUGAAGCACGUAAUAAAGAAAAUGACUCUCUUAAACCAUCAUCGGAGACCUCAGAUGUUGUUCCAGAAUCUGAUGGCACUGUCCCCAGACAAAAUAAAUUACAAGCACCACCAGAAGGAGCAGAGGCUCAGGGAAAAGAUGAACUGCAGAAAAAUAUUGAUGUACUGCUAGAGAUGUUCCCGUGCUGCAGUUUGCGCCAAGCUGAGAAAGUUCUUUCUAUGGCUAAAGGAAACCUGGAAGAUGCAGUUCAUAUCAUAGUAGACAGCGAAGGGCAGCUUAACAAUGCAUCUGAGCCACAGAAGGAAUUACAGAAGGCUCCCAAAAAGGAAGACUUGAAAGACUUUAUAUUAGACAAAUACAUGUUGGUUGACGAUGAGGAGGAUAAAAAGACUCACAGACCACUAAUGCCAAAGGAGGCCCCAAAGAAAAUGAUUCGGUACAUUGACAAUCAGGUGGUCAGCACAAAGGGGGAACGGUACAAAGAUAUGAAGAAGCCUGAGAGUGAAGAAAUGAAGAAAACGUACAUAAAUCUCAAACCUGCCAAAAAGUACAAGUUCCACUGAAGUCAUUGAGACCUUUGCUGGCUUAUGUGCACUGGAUAGGUAGAGAACCCGGCUCUGGCAGCACCAGAGAAUCUCAUUGUUGGCUACAUUUUUAAAUGUAAUGAUUGUUUACUUGUGAUGGGGAAGAAGUGUUCUCUUCCCACUAAAGCAAUACAUAACACUGGGGAAACAGACAGCACACGUGUAAAUAUCCCACAAGUGUAUGUAUUUUAUUAUUGUCAUUUUCUUGUUUGCAAGU
Molecule: messenger RNA, 1134 nt
Organism: Nanorana parkeri
Lineage: Eukaryota; Metazoa; Chordata; Amphibia; Anura; Dicroglossidae
Gene: CUEDC2
Product: CUE domain containing 2
Exons: 9
Coding region: 72-896 (274 amino acids)
Source: RefSeq, a predicted model, not a curated record